Messenger RNA from Microplitis demolitor, 1650 nucleotides. Its product is annotated as myrosinase 1. Gene Ontology annotation, molecular function: beta-glucosidase activity. NCBI's taxonomy places the organism in Eukaryota, Metazoa, Arthropoda, Insecta, Hymenoptera, Braconidae. Gene Ontology annotation, biological process: carbohydrate metabolic process. The transcript has 6 exons. Bases 85 to 1623 code for a protein of 512 amino acids. The record is from RefSeq and is a predicted model, not a curated record.
AGCCGAAAAAAAAAAAAAUUCUUGUAUGGAUGAUAACAGUAAUUGUAAGUUAACGAACUCGAAUUUACUCUAAAAAUAGUCAUCAUGAAAAGAUCAGUGUAUUUAAAUUCAACAGUAAGUUUUAUUGGCUUUUCGGCGAUGAUUCUCUCAAAUUUUACUGUGAAAACUAAAAAUUUUCACUUUAGUCUCAAAGGAGUCGAUAAAGUCAUGGAAACAUACUUUCCGGACGAUUUUAUACUUGGUGCAGGUUCUUCUGCGUUUCAAACAGAAGGCGCAUGGAAUAUAUCUCAAAAGGGUGAAUCCAUUUGGGAUAGAAUGACUCACGAGAAGCCGCAUAAAGUAGUCGAUGGAUCCAAUGCCGAUAUCGCAACUAAUUUUUACAAUAUGUAUAAAACAGACAUUAGUUUAAUUAAACAAAUAAACGGAAACGCGUAUCGAAUAUCGAUAUCAUGGUCGAGAGUUAUGCCAACAGGUUUUAGUAAUAAUAUUAAUACUGAUGGAAUAACAUUUUACAACAAUGUGAUAAAUGAAAUGCUUAGACAAAAUAUUACACCUUUUAUAACUAUUCAUCACUGGGAUCUGCCUCAAAAAUUACAAGAGUUAGGAGGAUGGGCGAAUCCCCUUAUUGCCGAUUGGUUUGUCGAUUAUGCCAAAGUACUUUUUACCGCGUUCGGAGAUAGGGUCAAAUACUGGAUAACAAUAAAUGAACCCUCAAUAAUGUGCCAUAUAAGUUAUACCGGAGACUAUGCGCCUGGAAUCGAUCAAUCUGGUAUUGGAGAAUAUCUGUGUGGUCACCAUGUUUUACUCGCUCAUGCCAAAACAUACCAGUUGUAUGAUAAAGAAUUUCGUCAUCUACAGAACGGUCAAGUAGGAAUUGGAUUAUUUUUGACAUGGCAUCUUCCUGAAAAUCCUAAUGAUCCUGAAGAACUAUCAGGGGUUGAGUUUUCUUGGGAGUUUUGGAACAGCUGGUUUUUGCACCCAAUUUUUUCUAAGCAUGGCGACUAUCCGCACACAAUGAAACACCGAAUAUCGCAACUUAGUCAUCACCAAGGAUUUACCCGCUCACGGUUACCAAAAUUUACAAAGCAACAGAUUGCUAUGAUUAUUAACUCUACUGAUUAUUUAGGCAUUAAUUUUUAUAACUCAAUAAUUCUAAGCAAACUAACUGAUCACAAUUUUGAAAAGUCUGUGUCUUUUGCCGCAGAUACAGGAAUGAAUUCAAUUUUCAAACAUCCCGCAAAAAAUAGAUGUACACCAUUAGACAUGUCUAAGGCGAUCAAACAUAUUUUGCAAAAGUACAAAAAUAUUCCAUACAUAUUUAUCACCGAAAAUGGUUUUGAAGAUCAUGGCGAGUUACUCGACUAUAAUCGCGCAAACUAUUAUUAUCAUUAUCUCCAUCAAGUUUUGAAACUGAUUUCCGAGGGAGUCAAUAUUCGCGGUUACUUUGCUUGGUCUCUCACUGACAACUACGAAUGGAUCAGCGGUUACUCGAUAAGAUACGGAAUUUUUUCGGUUAAUUUUACCGAUCCCCAAUUACCCAGAUCACCGAAGCUUUCUUCGAGAGUUAUAUCUCAGAUUUAUAAAGCUAGAACAGUUACAAGUUCUUUUACCCUCUCCGAUUGAAAUAAAUUUUGUUCUUACGAAUUUAAA